This is a messenger RNA of Epithele typhae, 1833 nucleotides long. RefSeq lists its product as uncharacterized. Gene Ontology annotation, biological process: transmembrane transport. The coding region runs from base 1 to 1833 and encodes 610 amino acids. Gene Ontology annotation, molecular function: transmembrane transporter activity. The record is from RefSeq and is a predicted model, not a curated record. NCBI's taxonomy places the organism in Eukaryota, Fungi, Basidiomycota, Agaricomycetes, Polyporales, Epitheliaceae. The transcript has 10 exons.
AUGGCCGACUCGGCAAACGUUGCAUCGCUCAACCCCUCAUCGGCGGAUCACGGUACAGAGAGCGUCAUUCAAGACCCGGAGAAAAUCAGUGCGAAAUCCGAAUCACGGGUUGAACUGGGGCGAGUAUCAGUGGAGGUAGCGAAGGACGAUGGUGUGACUAAGGUGGAGGCGUUUACCCUUGUCUUUGGCAAAGGAUGGAGACUGUGGCUUUUUUGGGCGUCCCUCUUUAUGAUGCAGUACGUGAUCUCCCUCGCAAGUGGGACGACCAGGACGUACAUACAGUACGCCACGUCUUCGUUCUCCCAGCAUACCAUCCUCGGCACCAUCUCGGUCGCAAGCUCUCUAGUGAGCGGCCUCUCGACGCCGUUUCUGGCUAAGCUUGCAGAUCUCGCCGGGCGUCCUGUGGCGCUCUCCAUAUCCGUAGUUCUCUUCACUCUGGGAUAUAUCAUCAUCGCGGCCUCCAAGACGGUCGACGCCGUCGCAGGAGGAGAGAUUAUCUACGCCCUCGGCAGCCAAGGGCUGAGGUUCCUCACCGGCAUUAUUGUCGCCGAUAUAACCUCGUUGCAAUGGCGCAGCGUCAUUUACGAGCUCCUCAUCGCAACUCCUAUACUCAUCAAUACGUUUGUCUCGACGUCCAUCACCACCGGGAUCGCUGCUGAUUCAGCAAACGGCUGGCGCUGGGGUUUCGGGAUGUUCGCGAUUUUGGUUCCUGUGACCCUCAGUCCCGCGUUGACGCUUCUCUUCUGGAGCGAGCGGAAGGCGAAGAAGCUGGGAGUGCUAUCGCUCACCUCAAAGCACAAAGCUGUCAACAACGGUGCACACCUGUCAAUAGCUCGGAAGGUCAUCGCGAGCUGGAACGCCAUGGAUGCCCUCGGAAUUCUCCUGAUCGGUUUCUCGUGCGCGAUGCUCCUCAUCCCCCUCACUCUGUCGACCACUGCGAAGAACGGCUUCCGUAAUCCGUCUCUCGUUGCAAUGUUUGUCGUCGCAGGCGUCCUUCUGAUUGCGACAGUGGUCUGGGAGUGGAAGUUCACAUCGCACCCGAUCAUGCCUCGCCGCAUCUGGAACCGCACGAUGAUCUGCUGCGCGUUUAUGGAAGCCGUCUAUUUCCUUUCCAGCCAUUUGUUUUCGACGUACCUCAACUCGUGGGUCUAUGUGCUCUCAAAGUACACAUACUGGACAUACAUCCAGACCGUCACUGGCGCCUUCGUCUGCAUCCUAGCAGGCUUCCUCAUGCGCUACACCCACCGCUACAAGUACCUUCAAGUAUUCGGUCUCUGCGUCCGCAUCAUCGGUCAAGGCAUCCAGCUCUACGCGCUCUCAAACCCGUCCACCAUCGUGCUCGUCCUCAGCAUCGUCAUCAUCACCGUCGGCGCCUCCUUCCAGAUCGUCGGCUCCCGCGUCGCAGUGCAGGCCUCGGUCCCGCACCAGGACAUGGCGCUCGCCACCGCCCUCCUUGGGCUCGGCGCGAGCGUCGGCGGCGCCGUCGGCUCCGCGGUCGCCGCCGCGGUGUGGAACGCCGAGGUCCCGCGCCGCCUCGCGCGGCUCCUCGGGGACGUGUACGGCCCGGAGGAGCGUGCGCGGAUCUUCGGGAGCAUCGUCGUCGCGCGCAGGGUGCCGGAGCACGCGCAGAUCGUCGAAGCGUACAAUGGGGCGAUGCGGCCGCUGUUCGUCGCGGCGCUCGUGACGGCGGUCCCGCCGCUCGUUGCGGGAUUGCUGACGGAGGACUUCUACCUUGGGACGCGGCACAACGCGAUCGAGGACAAGGAGGUCACGAUGGGCGUGCGAGAGGAAGAUAUUCGGGCGCGAGAGAAGGAGAUGGUGGAGAAGAAAUGA